Setaria italica (foxtail millet) is the source of this 5174-nucleotide messenger RNA. Its product is annotated as DExH-box ATP-dependent RNA helicase DExH7, chloroplastic. The record is from RefSeq and is a predicted model, not a curated record. Gene Ontology annotation, cellular component: intracellular anatomical structure. Gene Ontology annotation, molecular function: ATP binding; RNA binding. The transcript is spliced from 35 exons. NCBI's taxonomy places the organism in Eukaryota, Viridiplantae, Streptophyta, Magnoliopsida, Poales, Poaceae. Bases 110 to 4399 code for a protein of 1429 amino acids.
GCGCUAAACCCAGCAAGCAGCAGUUCCCCGCGAUUCCGAAGUUCCGAAAGCCCGCCGUCGCCGGAGACGAUCAGACGGCAGCGCCAACACUCCGGGCGCGCGAGGCCAAAUGGCGCCGAAGAAGAAGCAGCCGGGCUCGAAGCAGAAGCAGAAGCCCAAACCCUCCUCCUCCUCGUCGUCCUCCUCAUCCGCCGCCGCCGCAGCGCCGCGCCUCCAGAUCUCGUCGGAGAACGAGCGCCGCCUCCGGCGCCUGCUCCUCAACUCCUCCGCCGCAGCAGCCCCCUCCCUGGCGCCCACGGACGGUCCGGCGGCCCGCGGAGAGUCGAGGGAGCAGAAAGCGCGGCGGCUGCGUGGCGUGUACGACAAGCUCGCGCUCGAGGGCUUCUCCUCCGCGCAAAUCGAGCAGGCGCUCUCUGCUAUACCGGAUUCGGCGACGUUUGAGUCGGCGUUGGACUGGCUGUGCUUUAAUCUGCCAGGCGAUGAGCUCCCCCUGAAGUUCUCCAGCGGUGGCACCAGCACCACCUCUUCUCGCACAGGAGCUGAAGGUUCUGUUAAGGUACUGUCCACAGCCAAGGACAAUUGGGUUCCACAGAGUCGUGAACCUGAGGAGGUGAAGGUGAGCACCGAGCAGUUGGAAAUCAGAAUUGGUGGGCGGAGAGAGGAGAAUGUAUCAUUGGAUGACGGGCGGUCAUCGCAAGCUGCUUGGAUUCGGCAGUAUAUGGAACAGCAAGAGGAGGAUGAUGAUGCAAAUUCGAAUGAUUCCUCCACAUGGGAAGAUCACUGCUUAGAAAGUUUUGAAGUUGUUGAAGCAAAACCAAAUAGGCGGAAGAGCAAGGCUGCAAAAAAGAAUUCCAAGCAUGGAAGCUCGAAGGAACAUAUAACCCAUUCUGCACAUCCUGUCUCAUCAAAUUCUGAAACUGCAAACAUUGAGGGUGGUCAGAAUGAUUUAGGGGUAGCUGAAAAUAAAUCUGACAGUCUAGGUAAUGAUGAAGGGCCUGAUUUGAAAAAGGGGAUCCCUAAUGAUGUCGUUGAAACUUGCACAAAGGAGAUAGAUGAAGAGGAGAUUGAGCUUGGUGGCAUGUUUUUUGAAGACUCGUCUGCUUGGGACGCAGUGGCUCCAGAAAUAUUGAAACAGCAAAAAAUAGAGAAAUUAUCACAUGAUGGUUAUGGCAAUCUUCUUGGGAACAUAGAUGAUAUAUGGAAGAAGGGAGAUUCUGGUAAAAUGCCAAAAGCAGUUCUACAAAAGUUUUGUCAGAGACUUGGUUGGGAAGCACCAAAAUAUAGUAAAAUAUCUGAGAAAAAUGGUAAAUUUGUGUAUGCUGUUAACGUGUUGCGGGGUGCUACUGGCCGUGGUAAGAGUCGGAAGGCUGGAGGCUUGACGAAAAUUCAGUUACCUGAAAUAGAUGAAGAAUAUGGAUCUGUUGAGGAAGCACAAAGUCGAGUUGCAGCUUUUGCUCUAUAUCAAUUCUUUGCUGAUCUUCCGCUACGCCAUCUGCUUACUGAGCCAUACUCAUCACUUGUUUUAAGAUGGCAAGAAGGUGAAUUGUUGUCAACAUCAAGGGUGCUUGAUACUGAAGACAGUCGAAGAGCUGGCUUUGUAGAUAUGUUAUUGAAUAUGGAUGCAGAUACAUCCCUAAUCGAAGAUUCUUCUGCUGGUGGAAUAUUUGUAGAUUCUAGGGAUACUGAAGAUAACAAAUCUGUACAUGAGAAGAGAGAGGCUGCCAUGAUGAGUUGUAUGGGAUUGAAAUCCCCAGAGCAUGCAGAGAGUGCAAUUUUGAAAAAGCAGUUGGAAGACAAAAGGAAGCUACCAAAUUACUUGAAAAUGCUGGAAGCAAGAGCUUCUCUACCAAUAGCUAAACAGAAGCAACAUUUCCUACAAUUACUGAAAGAGAAUGAUGUAAUUGUUGUUAGUGGAGAAACUGGAUGUGGGAAAACAACUCAGGUGCCACAGUUUAUUUUGGAUGACAUGAUUGAGUCUGAACUUGGAGGUUAUUGCAAUAUAAUUUGCACACAACCCCGGAGGAUAGCGGCCAUUUCUGUUGCGGAGAGAGUGUCUGAUGAAAGGUGUGAAUCUUCACCUGGAUCGAAUGAUUCACUGGUCGGAUAUCAAGUUCGUCUUGACAGUGCACGGAAUGAGAGGACAAAACUUUUGUUCUGCACUACUGGUAUCCUUCUCAGGAAAUUAUCUGGAAACAGAGACUUAAGUGAUGUUACUCAUGUUGUAGUAGAUGAAGUACAUGAACGUACUAUUUUGAGUGACUUCUUGCUUAUUGUUCUUAAGAAUCUCGUUGAGAAACGCUCCUAUCAACAAGGAAGGAAGUUGAAAGUGAUUCUCAUGUCCGCGACGGUCGAUUCAAGCCUAUUUGCACGAUAUUUUGGAGAAUGCCCUGUGAUUAAUGUUGAAGGAAGAACACAUCCGGUGUCAACUCACUUUCUUGAGGAUGUUUAUGAGAAAAUGGAGUACUGUCUUGCAUUGGAUUCUCCUGCAUCAGGAGCGUACUUCGCACACCAUGGGGAAAAGUGGAAGCAUGCGAGCAGCUCAGUGAAUAACCGACGAGGAAAAAAGAACCUUGUCUUAUCCUCAUGGGGUGAUGAGUCAACUCUUUCUGAAGGCUAUGUUAACCCUCAUUAUGUUUCUGAUUACUAUAAGUCAUACAGUGAGAGAACCAACCAAAAUCUAAAAUGCUUGAAUGAAGAUGUGAUUGAUUUUGAUCUAUUGGAAGACUUGAUAUGCUAUAUUGAUGAGAAUUUCCCUCCUGGUGCUCUUCUAGUUUUUCUUCCUGGAGUUGCAGAGAUUGACAUGUUGAUUGAUAGAUUAUCUGCUUCAGUUAGAUUUGGAGGGGCAUCAUCUGAUUGGAUCCUUCCUUUACAUUCACUACUUGGACCCACUGAUCAAAGAAAAGUGUUCCAGUCUCCUCCAGAUAACUUUCGCAAGGUUAUUGUUGCCACAGACAUAGCAGAGACCAGUAUUACAAUUGAUGAUGUAAUAUAUGUCGUUGAUGCUGGAAAGCACAAGCAGAACCGUUAUAACCCACGGAAGAAAAUGUCAAGCAUAGUAGAAGAUUGGAUUUCUCGUGCAAAUGCAAAGCAGAGACGCGGAAGGGCUGGUCGUGUGAAGCCUGGUUUAUGUUUCUGUUUGUAUACCAGGCAUCGGUUUGAAAAUACUAUGCGUCCAUUUCAGGUGCCUGAGAUGCUACGGAUGCCUUUGACUGAGCUGUGCCUGCAAAUAAAAUCACUUCAUCUGGGAGACAUCAAAUGCUUCCUGCUAAAGGCAGUAGAGCCCCCUAACGAAGAAGCUAUUUCCUCUGCAGUUGACUUGUUAUACAAGGUUGGAGCAUUUGAAGGACAUGAAGAGUUGUCGCCUCUUGGGUAUCAUCUAGCAAAACUGCCUGUUGAUGUUUUGAUUGGAAAGAUGAUGCUUUAUGGUGCUAUCUUUGGUUGUUUAUCACCAAUUCUUUCUGUUGCUGCUUUUCUGAGUUAUAAAUCCCCAUUUAUCUCUCCAAAAGAUGAGAAGCAAAAUGUAGAGAAAGCAAAAGCUACACUGUUGAAUGAGAACCUUGAUGGGUCUACUUCUGCAACAGAUAAUAAACAAUCAGACCACCUGUUAAUGGUAAUUGCAUACGACAAAUGGUCUCGGAUACUGCUACAGCAUGGAACCAAAUCUGCUCGUCAGUUUUGCCAUUCAUUUUACUUGAAUAGUACAGUGAUGCACAUGAUCAGGGACAUGCGUCUUCAGUUUGGCACAUUGUUAGCUGACAUUGGACUUAUUGAUCUUCCUAAAGAUAGCAUGAGGCCUAAGGAGGGGAGUAGAAAAAGUAAUCUUGAGAGCUGGUUUUCUAAUAUGUCUCUUCCAUUCAACACGUAUGCUCGCUGCACCUCAGUUAUUAAGUCGGUCAUAUGUGCAGGUCUAUACCCUAAUGUUGCAGCAUCUUUGGAGGGUGUUGAUCCUGGAGCUCUAGGUGGAAGAAAGCCAUCUGAUAUUCUGUUCAGCAAGGACCGUCCUAGAUGGUAUGAUGGAAGGCGAGAAGUCCAUAUACAUCCAUCAUCUGUGAACCACAGCUUGAAAGCUGUUCAAUAUCCAUUUUUGGUGUUUCUUGAAAAGGUUGAGACAACAAAGGUGUUUUUACGUGAUACUAGUGUCAUUUCCCCCUACUCACUCCUUCUGUUUGGUGGUUCCAUGGUGAUCCAACAUCAGACAGGGGUGGUUGUUAUAGAUGGAUGGUUGAGGCUGUCUGCUGCUGCACAGACUGCUGUGUUAUUCAAGCAACUUCGAAUAACACUUGAUGCUGUUCUGAAAGAACUGACAAGAAAGCCAGAGAUGGCAACUUUUGUUGACAAUGAAGUGGUCAGGUCCAUCAUUCAUUUACUGUUAGAAGAAGACAAGGCCCAACUAGCAUGAAUUCAUGGUCAUCGAAUUAUAAUGUAGAUAACAGUGGAACUGUGUCAGAAUCAACCAAAGGACUUUGGGAGCACAUUAAGGUGUCCGGAUUAAGCUUGCACACGACCAGAUACUGGCCUUUUCGUAGGACAUAAUGAUGUGGAAUCUGUUUGCACCCACAGAUGUUCAGAGUUUGCCAGUUUGGUCAUUUUGAUAUUUUGGGUUCUGUGUAGGCAUCAAUAUUGGUUCUUGCUGCCGUGCACAUUCCAUGCUGAUCUGCAAGCAUUCUUACUGUGCAGUGUGGGUGAUUUCCGAUGUGGAAAAGAGGUUUGCAAUAUAUUGACGUGUAUAUGCUUGCUUUUUAUGUGGAAGAAGUUUUCCUGAAUCUAGUGUACUCUUAUCCCAAAUGGGAACUUAGUAUACAUCAAAAUACGGAGCAGCGGAAAUCCAAAAGCCUGAAUCCUUGUCAAUCUAGCAUUUGAAAUGUCGACCAGAGAAGAAUAAUGAAAAACCAUACAUAUAUGGGACAAUAAGCAGAUACCAUAGUGUGUUGGUGAUGAUAAUUGCAUUAGCAUUCAGAAAUAUAGCGUCGCAAAUUCUGCAAUUCACGAUGUAGUGAUCCAUUCUGGAUGAACAGCUGCAAUUGAAUUUGGGAAUGCAGCCGUACAUCAUGUACAAAGUACUCUAGCAAUGUUAUUUAGUACGAAUUUAGUACGAAUUUGCUCCUACGGCACGCUAUACAAGUUUCCAUAACCUCAAAAAGGUUGAUUGCUAUGGUAUAGUGAUUGGCGCUCGA